UAUAAUUUAAAAUACAUUAGAUUUUUAUUUAUGUAUAUAAUGAUAAAUAACAUUAGAGUGACCUUGUCAAUUGUCAAAGCUCAGUGGCGGGAUAAUUGAGCGCUCUUCAGACCCCUGCCAACUUGCCAACAUCUAUUUAGAACAAUUCGCAUCCCAAUUACAUAUUUAACCUUGUGAAUUGAUGCUAUCUUUUCAUAUUAAAUAUUUCGAUUUAAGGCGAUAUGUUCACCAUGGAUACGCAGCUUGUACAAAUAUUAGCAAACGCGAUUAGUUUGUUAACUGUUUUAUCAUGUUUAUUUCUAAAAGUGCCUCAAAUUUUAUACAUACGAAAGAAACAAUCUGCCGAUGGGAUAUAUAUGCAGGCAAUGUUGAUGGAAAUUACAGGGUUUACAAUAGUAACUCUUUACAAUUACACAAAUCAAUACAGUGUAAUGACUUAUUUGGAAUAUCCUAUUAUACUGCUGCAAGUUUAUGUGAUGUUGUACUAUGUAUUAAAAUUUAAAGGAUAUUUAUCAACUCCAAUAGUCCCAUUUGUAAUAGUAGCCUAUUUUGCUUCAAUUUUCAGCUUUGUUUUUGAGAUAUUACCAAGAGAAAUAUUAUCCUAUUUAGUGCCUCUUUGUACUCCUUUGAGUGGUUCUGCCAAGGUUACCUACAUUUAUGGAAUUAUCAAGGCAGCUAAUGCAGAUGCUGUCUCAUUGACUACAUGGAUUAUUUCUGUUUUAACAAAUAUAUCACGACUCUUUACUGUGUAUGUUGACUCGGCUGAUACCAAAUUAAUGAUUAAUUUUUUGGUAUCUACAAUAUUGAGCGCUGGAGUUCUAGCUACAGCAUUUUACUAUCAAAGAUAUACAUCAAAACUUAAAGUACAAAAACAAAGACGAAGACGAAGUUCAUCUGCCAACAAAAAUCAUCACCGUAAUGAAUGAAUUAUGGAUAAAACAUCUAAUCAACAUAUUAGUCAUAUUUUGGAAACUAGCUUAAUAUGCUUAAAAUUUUUAUAAUUUUUAUACUGAUCAAUCUAAAUGCUUGUCAAGCCACUAGCUUAUUAGAAAGUUAGAUAUAUAUUAAAUUUUGCUUAAAAUAUUUUAUGGCUACAAAUUUAGAUAUGUAGAGUAUUGCAGCUGUUGUUUAUGGUUUCCUUUAUUAGUAAAAAAUGUAUUUUCGAUCUCACUUCCUAUAUUACCUUAUUGGAACACAAUAUUUUUAUCUUUACAUUGAUGGAUGCUUGUUUAAUGUUCAAAUCAAAAGGCAUCAAAAACAUAGUAUGAAGUGAAAAAUUGUUUUGAAUUUUGUGUUAUAGUGUCUAGUCAAUAUUGAUCUAGUUCAAGUACUGGAAAUUAUUUAAAACACAAUAAUUAUUUAAUACAGUAUAUCAUAUUUAAAAUAACUGAUUCAGAUAAUAAAUUAAAGCACAAUUUAAGCGCUCAAUUUCGCUUUCAUGUUUUUCUCUAAUAAAUGUGCAGCCUUUCGUCAAGCAGAGGAAUUUACUUUAAUGCAAUCCAUAUUUCAUCUUUAAAAUUGACAAAUAAUGACUACAUACCAUUUGAAAAGACAUGUUGUGAUAUUUAUAGUUAUUUUAUAUAAAAAUGUUUCCUGUUAACAAAAUAAUAAGUGCCUAGUCAAUUGUAAUAAGUUAAGUAAUAGCAACUCGAUUUGUUGUAACCACACAAAAAUGAAUCUCAAAAGCAAUAAUACCUUAGUAAAAAUAUAGUAACUAUUGGUUUUAAGCUCAGAAAAUUGUUAAGAAGCUGAAUAUGUUUAGUGAAUAUGUAGUCAUAUGUAGAAUUAUAAUAUGCACUAAAAAUAUAUAUUUUUAAAGUGCCAAGUGAGGCUUGCUUGUUAAAUAUGUAAUAGUUAAUUAAUUAUAAUAUACAAUUAUAUACUAUAUAUAAU
Molecule: messenger RNA, 1893 nt
Organism: Nymphalis io (European peacock)
Lineage: Eukaryota; Metazoa; Arthropoda; Insecta; Lepidoptera; Nymphalidae
Product: solute carrier family 66 member 3
Exons: 4
Coding region: 222-926 (234 amino acids)
Source: RefSeq, a predicted model, not a curated record